Molecule: messenger RNA, 3162 nt
Organism: Mus pahari (shrew mouse)
Lineage: Eukaryota; Metazoa; Chordata; Mammalia; Rodentia; Muridae
Gene: Enox2
Product: ecto-NOX disulfide-thiol exchanger 2
Exons: 16
Coding region: 381-2177 (598 amino acids)
Biological process (GO): ultradian rhythm
Cellular component (GO): plasma membrane; external side of plasma membrane
Molecular function (GO): RNA binding; protein-disulfide reductase activity
Source: RefSeq, a predicted model, not a curated record
UAGUAGAAGGUGCAUAGUUGGGAAGACAGUUGUGGGGCACACCCCACCCUGAGGGCACUCCGGGUCCAGGAACUUCCGAGCGGGUCGAUUUUCCGCGGCUGUUUAAGGAGUAGCGCUUCGGUAGCCGGGGAGCUGGAGGGGAACCUGAUUUGAGAUCAAUUCUUGGAGAACACAAAGAAGUGUGGUGGUAUGUUCCAGGAUUGAAUCAGCUGCCCUUUGACCCUGCCAACAACAACGAACCCCUGCAGUUUGGUAGUGCCAGUGGCCCUCUGGUUCCAGAAGGCCUCAUUGAGAAUGGAGGGGAAUCAAGCAAGAAAAGAAAGAGAACAAAUCCUCCUUCAGCUGAUAAUACUAGAACUCUGAAUGUAGAUUCUGCUGCAAUGACGCUGCCUGUGUCUGAUCCAGCUGCAUGGGCCACAGCAAUGAAUAAUCUUGGAAUGGCUCCACUGGGAAUUGCUGGACAACCAAUUUUACCUGACUUCGAUCCUGCCCUUGGAAUGAUGACUGGAAUACCACCAAUAACUCCCAUGAUGCCUGGUUUGGGAAUAGUACCUCCACCAAUUCCUCCAGAUAUGCCUGUAGUGAAGGAGAUCAUCCACUGCAAAAGCUGCACGCUCUUUCCUCCCAACCCAAAUCUCCCACCACCUGCAACACGAGAAAGACCACCAGGCUGUAAGACAGUGUUUGUGGGUGGCCUGCCUGAAAAUGGGACAGAGCAGAUCAUUGUGGAAGUGUUUGAGCAGUGUGGAGAGAUUAUUGCUAUCCGGAAGAGCAAAAAGAACUUCUGUCACAUUCGCUUUGCUGAAGAAUACAUGGUGGACAAAGCCCUCUAUCUGUCUGGUUACCGAAUUCGCCUGGGCUCUAGUACUGACAAGAAGGACACAGGCCGGCUCCAUGUUGACUUUGCCCAGGCUCGGGAUGACUUAUAUGAGUGGGAGUGUAAACAGCGUAUGCUAGCGAGAGAGGAGCGGCACCGUAGACGGAUGGAAGAAGAAAGAAUGCGUCCACCAUCCCCACCCCCAGUGGUCCACUAUUCAGAUCAUGAAUGCAGCAUUGUUGCUGAAAAACUCAAAGAUGAUUCCAAAUUCUCGGAAGCUGUGCAGACCCUGCUCACCUGGAUCGAGAGGGGGGAGGUGAACCGCCGCAGUGCCAACCACUUCUACUCCAUGAUCCAGUCAGCCAACAGCCAUGUCCGCCGACUGGUGAAUGAGAAAGCUACCCAUGAGAAAGAGAUGGAAGAAGCAAAAGAGAAGUUCAAGCAGGCCCUUUCUGGAAUUCUCCUUCAAUUUGAGCAGAUAGUAGCUGUGUACCAUUCCGCUUCCAAACAGAAGGCAUGGGACCACUUCACAAAAGCACAACGUAAAAACAUCAGUGUUUGGUGCAAACAAGCUGAGGAAAUUCGCAACAUUCAUAAUGAUGAAUUAAUGGGAAUCAGGAGAGAAGAAGAAAUGGAAAUGUCUGAUGAUGAAAUAGAAGAGACAACAGAAACAAAAGAAACAGAGGAAUCAGCCUUAGUGUCACAGGCAGAAGCUCUGAAGGAGGAAAAUGAUAGCCUCCGCUGGCAGCUGGACGCAUACCGGAAUGAGGUAGAACUGCUCAAGCAGGAACAAGGCAAAGCCCACAGGGAGGAUGACCCAAACAAGGAACAGCAGCUGAAACUUCUGCAGCAAGCCCUACAAGGGAUGCAACAGCAUCUGCUCAAAGUCCAAGAGGAAUACAAAAAGAAAGAAGCUGAGCUUGACAGAAUCAAAGACGACAAGUUACAGGUAGAACAACUGUUGGAAAAUUUUCAUGAAAAGCAGGAAAACUGUGGCUCUAGACUGUGUGCAUCAAGCCAAGAAGGGGAGCAACCUCUUGAGAAGACCACAAUAGGCAAUCCUGUCAAAUCUGAACGUGAGGCACUGCUAGUGGGGAUCAUCUCCACAUUCCUUCACGUCCACCCCUUUGGAGCAAGCAUUGAAUACAUCUGUUCCUACUUGAAUCGUCUUGAUAAUAAGGCAAGCUACCAAAUACCCAGCAAAUUAACCACUUCUCCACUCUUACCGAUCAGCACCAGUGAUGUGGAAUCUCUCAUGAGUAGACUCCAGCAUACCUUCAGACAGGAAAUGACUGGAGUUGGAGCCAGCCUGGAGAAGAGAUGGAAAUUCUGUGGUUUUGAGGGCUUGAAGCUGACCUGAAGCUCUUUGCCUAGAAUUUGAGAUCCUGAAAAUAAAUGUGUGCUUGACAAGCUUAGGAUGUAAAUUUUGUCCUCAGUGGUUUUCAAGUGGACAUUGCUUUCAAUUUGUCAGUUCAUUCCUGAAUAUCUUUCAAGUUAAAAUAAGGAUCCUAGAAUAGCGUCUCAAGCUACAGGUCCUAAAAAGAAAUUGCCUCAAACCUCAAGUGCUGUAACUUUCUCCUAUUUCUGGCAAUUGGUUGACUUUUCUUAUAAGUAAUAGUGAAAAAUUCCUGAGACUAAAGCGUAUUUGGAGUGUUUUCAGUGUCUGUACUACUGUUGUAGACCUUGUACUUUUUCAACGCUGUUAACUGCAGUGUUUUGAUGAUUUGUAUGUGCUCUGUGUUUCCAGAUUUCUCUUCACGUGAGUGAGAGGGAUGCUAGGAACCCCCUGUAACUGCCAUUGUCUUUCUCACCUACAGUAAACACUAAAGGAAAAAUCCAUCUGUGUCUUCUCCAAGGUGCUUCACCAGUUCACCUUUGAAAAAACAAAAGCAUGAACUGUGGCUUUUUGUAAAAAAUACUGUGAACCAAAAGUUGACAAACGUUCCAAAGUUAUUUUCUCUAAUAGAAAAGGUCUAUUUCAGAAUUUUAAAACAAGAAAUCUAGAUGGAUUCAUGGGAAGUCUUCAGUAUGACUACUGUGUCUGUGCUUUUCAGAACUACUUGUAAAUAGUCUGCUUUUAAAAGAGGGCAUGUUUAGUUUUCUAUGAAUGAAAAUGCAGUCAGGUGUGGGCACAUGUGCACACACAUUGGCAGAAGGGAUUUAUUUUGAUAGUCCUUCCCUCUGGCCUUCCUACUGUCUGUUGGUCCUAUUUUUUUCCUGCUGUUAGUGUGUUGAAAUGCAAACUGUGUACUGCUGUAAAUACUGUUUACUUCCAUGCUGGAUGUUUGUAAAGAACUGAUGUGAGUAUUGAAAGUAAAGAACUAAUAAAUAAAUGAUGGACUGGG